Molecule: messenger RNA, 894 nt
Organism: Ectocarpus sp. CCAP 1310/34
Lineage: Eukaryota; Phaeophyceae; Ectocarpales; Ectocarpaceae
Source: the annotation of a GenBank genome assembly
AUGCGCGGGCGGGGUGAGCUCCCCAAGGCGAGGUCCAUUCUUAUCAUGGACAACUUGCACGCGCAGACCACAGACGAGUUCAAGGAGUAUCUUGCGAAGCACUGCAAUACUCUCGCCUGGUAUGGCCCUUCGGAGUACACGAACGAGAUGGACAUAUGGCUCGAGCAGUCGGACAACCUCGAGAGGUGGGAAACCGCGUCGCUGACGGCUUCUGAUCGGCGCGUCCUGAUCACUCAGUGGAUGGGAGCGGCCAUGGCAAGACUCAACAGCCAACAGGCGUACCGAUACCGUCUUUUCGAAAAGUGCGGGAUGGCCAUGACCGUGGAUGGCUCGGGCGAUGAUCGAAUCACCUUGGAGGGUUUGGACAAGCCGUAUACCUUCGCUAACGAUGAAGACAGUAGCGACGACGAACAAGGUCCGGAGAACGGCAACGAUGCGCCUGAGGGGCGGGCGGAGGAGGGCGAUGGAGGACGUGAGACGCUCAUGGAGGGCGUUGACUCCAGCGAUGAAGACGACGGCGACAUCUCUCAACCCCAGACCGACGAGCUAGCUCUUCUGGACGGCGAUGACGACAGCAUGGACCAACAAGACCCGGUGGAUGAGAUACAGGGAAUGGAGAUCCCGGCAGGCUUUCGUAUUCAAGAAGCUAAAUCCGUUGCUCUUGACAGAUUGCUUUUGCGGCGUGGAGUGCUCGUUAGGCUGGGCAUGGGGUGGUUUGGAGGGCUGAUCGCUCAACAAUCUCAGAAGGAGACUCGCCACCUGUACGACUACUGUGUGCAGCUGGAGCUAGACCAGAGUACGCGCAAGAUGAAGUUGCCCUUAGACAAGUACAGCGGAGAUUCGGAUGCGGCUGUAGGCUCCUGUUUUUUUUUUUUCUUAUCACACAACAAAUAA